UUAUAUAAACUUGAUAUGUACUGACGGAUAAAUUUUAAGUUCAUUAUCAGUCUUGUGUUUGAUUUGAUCGGACAAUAUGGUGUGCUAUAGUGCAUUCUUAGUCAUUUUAUUUUUUAGGAGCGUACUCUCUGAUGGAGGUUCGUUACUUAUAGCAUGCGAAGUGGAUGAUACUGAGUGCCUUAGUAAAACAACGCAGCAAUUUUUGGAGAAAACCUGUAAAGGAAUACCGGAAUAUGAUAUUAAACCUAUUGAUCCACUAUUCGUGCCCAGUAUAGAUAUCGUGUUAGGCGACGAAGCUGAAACAGUAUUGCAUUACAAAAAUGUUACGAUAACUGGCUUGAAGAAUCAACAGUUUUCUGAUUUUAAGAUGGACACAAAAGAAAAAUCAGUCGUAUUACAAACUCGAGUUGAUUUGACUAUGGUCGGUGAUGUUACCAUUGAAUUGAGUAAAAUUUCUAAAUCAUUUAACGGCGCUUAUACCAUUAAAGGAACUGCAUUAGGAACGGCGAAGUACAGCUAUGACUUCAAAGUAGAUGACAAAGGUGUGGAACAUUACGAAGUUGGUCCGGAAACACUGUCGUGCCAAGCUGUGAAUGAACCGGAAGUAACUAUUAGCUCAGAAUUACGUCAAGCGUUACAAGACGACAAAGAUCUCAAAGACAAAAAACAGAAAUACAGUUCGAAACGAAAAGAAAUCCAACAGAAUGUAUUCUGUAAGAUCGUGGAAAAGGCAUAUGUCACCGUCGUGCACAACAUUCGAGCGGCUGCGAAAAUUCUCCCUAAAAGUGCAUUUUUAAAAGGAGUUUGAGUGAAAAUAUUUACACGUCCAAGUGCUGUGUUCGCAUCAUCUCACUGCAAUAUACAAUAAAGGAUGAACGGUCAAAAUAUAACUCAUACUAUAAAUAACUAAUUUUUAAUUUUUAACAUCAAUUAUUAAAUAUAAAUGAUAAUUAAAGUAUUUGGUGUGCUUAUUUAUUCGAAAAAAUACAUCGCUUCUUCCUAU
Molecule: messenger RNA, 1003 nt
Organism: Melitaea cinxia (Glanville fritillary)
Lineage: Eukaryota; Metazoa; Arthropoda; Insecta; Lepidoptera; Nymphalidae
Gene: hJHBP
Product: juvenile hormone-binding protein-like
Exons: 5
Coding region: 77-808 (243 amino acids)
Source: RefSeq, a predicted model, not a curated record